This is a messenger RNA of Chelmon rostratus (copperband butterflyfish), 387 nucleotides long. RefSeq names its product neuroepithelial cell-transforming gene 1 protein-like. The transcript has 4 exons. The record is from RefSeq and is a predicted model, not a curated record. The coding region runs from base 82 to 387 and encodes 101 amino acids. NCBI's taxonomy places the organism in Eukaryota, Metazoa, Chordata, Actinopteri, Chaetodontiformes, Chaetodontidae.
UGUAGUGGGAUUUGUUGUUAUUGUUCUGUUUAACCUUUCAGCAUCACGUAGUUAAAACACCGCAGGUCUGAGACAUUUCAAAUGGGUGAAACCGGUGAAGUCCAAUCUCCCGUUUCGACCUCAGAGAAACCGAAAAAGCAAGCGAGCUCCAGGAACUUGAAGCGGAAGUUUUCAGGUGACGAAGAAGAGUCUCCGCUCGAAAACAACAACAGGAGUCUCAGACGGUCCCUGCGAAGAGGAAGCUCCUUCACCUUCAUCACCCCAGUACCACAAUGGGAUUUCAGUCUGAAGCGGAAGCGCAGAGAGAAGGAUGACAGCGAUGCAGUCAGCCUCUGCAGCUUCGACUUUAAGGCUGUUUUUGUCCUGCGCCCACAUGAGAGGGAUUAG